AUGACAAUCAUCGCCGAGUUUGUCCAUCUAGAUGGGACCCGAGUGACAGAAAAGAUCAUUGGGGUCGGAGGAACUGGCAUCUUGAUUCAGCAGGGCCAGCGGGCACUAAAGAUCCCUCGACUAUCCAGGGACAUUGGAAAUGAUGGAUUCGGAUUGCCUCUGGUAAUAAUAGACGAAAGCUCCACUCCCAAAGAAGGUGACUACGACAUACGGGCCGAUCUUCUUCUCUCGCUGGAGCACGAAAAAGCCAUCGACAGACGGCUCGGCAACCACCAUGGGAUUGUACGAUGCCAUAACUUAUCAUCCACGUCCAUGUCCACGUCGUUCACGUCGACGUCCACCGAUCAUUCGAUCAUGAUGGAUCUCAUGGCGAAUGGUGAUCUUCGACAUUACUUGGCUGAAUUUCCCAGACCCGACUCAAACCAAAUACUGUCCUGGCUGACAACCAUGGCCCAGACGCUCACAUAUAUCCAUGAUCGACGUGUCAUAGUGGCCGACAUUCGGUUGGACAACUUGUUAGUUGACGAAAACCUGGCUUCACUUUGUUGA
This is a messenger RNA of Capronia epimyces CBS 606.96, 549 nucleotides long. RefSeq lists its product as uncharacterized. Lineage: Eukaryota; Fungi; Ascomycota; Eurotiomycetes; Chaetothyriales; Herpotrichiellaceae. The record is from RefSeq and is a predicted model, not a curated record. Gene Ontology annotation, molecular function: protein kinase activity; ATP binding. Bases 1 to 549 code for a protein of 182 amino acids. The transcript has a single exon. Gene Ontology annotation, biological process: protein phosphorylation.